This is a messenger RNA of Aspergillus campestris IBT 28561, 318 nucleotides long. RefSeq lists its product as uncharacterized. NCBI's taxonomy places the organism in Eukaryota, Fungi, Ascomycota, Eurotiomycetes, Eurotiales, Aspergillaceae. The transcript has a single exon. The coding region runs from base 97 to 276 and encodes 59 amino acids. The record is from RefSeq and is a predicted model, not a curated record.
AUGGUUUCUGCUGUACUUUCUUGAUGGUUUCACGAUAUUAUGGGAUUGCGUUUCUUUUGUUCUAUUUUUGCGUGACUGCAUAGAUUCACGUUCUGCAUGAUACUCUGCAAUAUUGAGCAGAAGGUUGGGAGGGAAAAGUUCCGUAUGACAAUACAGGAAUAUUCACGUUACUUAUUACUUUACCUGUAUCUCUACCUUAAUUGUAGUUUGAGUAGCCAUUCCAUCAAACGUAGACCAAACAAUUCCAUGCCUUGUCUUUCACGCCAUGAUGAAUGAACUCAUCCUCUUGAAAGGCUCUACACCAUCAACAAAUCCCUU